Messenger RNA from Hydatigera taeniaeformis, 1110 nucleotides. Lineage: Eukaryota; Metazoa; Platyhelminthes; Cestoda; Cyclophyllidea; Taeniidae. The record is from the annotation of a GenBank genome assembly.
AUGAGCAGCAAUGCCUUCACCACCUCUGGGGUUUCACAACAAUCAGUGACUGCUACGUUGAGUAGUUUUGAGGUCACAGAUUCAAGCACUUUGACUUCUCUCGACAGAAAAGGUGACAUGACAGUGGUGGAAGAGAACAAAUCGCCCGAAGUUUUGAUGGGAAAUGAGAGUGAUGGUUCUACAAUUCCUCCAAAGCCAGAAACUAAAUCAAAAUCUACUGUGGUCUCUGUAGAUGCUUCUGAGGCAUCACAGAUAGCGGAUGUAAAGGGGCUACCUGAAAUUUCGGAGGUCUUCACAAUCUUGCAAACUUCAGAAAACAAAGUCGCGUCUGCUGAAGGCGCAACUGCGGAAAGCAAAGCAAAAUCGUCAGAAGUGGAAAUCGACUUUGAAACCUCUGACAUGCCGUCAGGUGCCUUUGUAGCUCCUGAAGCUGCUUUUAAACCAGUUGAAAUGCUGAUACCCAAGCCAGAAGUGAAGACUUUGACUAAGGAGGAAAGUCGUGGAGGCGAAGUUGAUUCUACAACUGAUUGGACAAUUCAACUGCCAGAACUGGAAACGGUAGGAAAAUCUGCGUCCAAUGGUACAUUGUCUAACUCUUUCACGGCUUCAGAAGCCACUUCCACACCCGUCGACAUGUCGGCAUCGACUUUGGAGGUGCAAGAAAAAACGAGAGACGAAAGUGACAAAAGCUAUGUCACCUCGAAACCUGGUGAGGUCCACAUCGGGCCAAAUUCGAAUACCAAAACACCGCCUCUUGAUGAAUCGUUCUGUUCUUCUACGCCGCUAGAAGCCGCUCUCAAGCCCGUUGACACAUUGACAUUGACUCCAGAAGUAAAGGCCAAAAAGAUGCAAGAAAUUGGUGAAAGCGAAGUCUCCUUCACCACUUCUAUGGCUUCCGAAGCCAUCUUCAAAUCUGUUGAAAAGUCAGUGGUGGAUAGUGAGGAGGAGGUGAUAAGAUAUUUGAUAGUUUUGUGCGCCAACCUGCUUCAUGGCGAAGGAGAUGCGGAAAGAGCGAGAGAGAUUGCAAUCAUCUUGACGCGACUUGUGCAUGUCUGUUAUCAAGAUGUUGGACCUGAAAGGUACCAUGAAUGUACCCCUUGGCUCAAGUAG